CAGCACCAGCGGGUCAUGGCAUCUCUGGGUUUCUGGUCUCACGGGGCGGCUCAGCGACCCGACAACACGGCAGACAAUUCCACCACAGCCAAUGCCUGGUGUCAGAUGGCUCAGAAGUUUACAGGUGGAAUUGGAUCGAAGCUUUGUGCAUUCUUGUAUGGUGAUGGGCAAAGACCUGCAGGGACUGUGGUUAAGGAGGAAACAGCAUCCAUGGAAUCCAACCUGGCCUGCAACUGCAACAAGACCCCGUGUGCGUGUCAGAAUGUUCAAAUCAACUUUUCCCUCCUGCACGCAAUAGACCUCCUGCCGGCAGACAGUGGCGAAGGAGUUACAUUUGCUUUUUUGGAACAACUUAUGGACAUUCUACUGCAGUACAUUUUGAAAAGCUUUGACAGAUCUACAAAAGUAAUAGAUUUCCACUACCCCAAUGAUCUCCUGGAAGGAUUUAACUGGGAGUUGGAUGAGCAGCCAAACACUUUAGAAGACAUUUUGAUGAGCUGCAGGACCACCUUAAAAUACGCCGUGAAAACAGGUCAUCCUAGAUAUUUCAACCAGCUUUCAACAGGAUUAGACAUGGUUGGCCUCGCUGCUGAUUGGCUCACCUCCACUGCUAACACUAACAUGUUCACAUACGAGAUCGCCCCAGUGUUUGUUCUGUUGGAGUACAUCACCCUGAAGAAGAUGAGGGCAAUGAUCGGCUGGCCAGGAGGAUGUGGAGACGGAAUAUUCUCACCUGGUGGGGCCAUAUCAAACAUGUACGCCAUGCUGAUUGCACGCUACAAGCUGUUUCCUGAAGUUAAAGAGAAGGGAAUGGCAGCCAUCCCCAAGCUGAUUGCCUUCACGUCUGAACAUAGCCACUUUUCAAUAAAGAAAUCAGCUGCAGCCUUGGGGAUUGGUAUGGACGGAGUGGUUCUGAUCAAGUGCGAUGUAAGAGGAAGAAUAAUUCCAUCUGACCUUGAGAGAAGAAUACUUGAAGUCAGACAGAAGGGGUUUGUGCCAUUCUAUGUAAGUGCCACAGCUGGAACCACAGUCUACGGAGCCUUUGACCCUCUUGUAGCCAUCGCUGAUAUUUGUAAAAAGUACAAUAUCUGGAUGCACGUCGAUGCAGCGUGGGGUGGUGGCCUGCUUAUGUCUAGAAAACAUCGCUGGAAACUAAAUGGAGUUGAGAGGGCCUGUUCUGUCACCUGGAAUCCACACAAAAUGAUGGGGGUUCCUCUUCAGUGUUCUGCUUUGCUUGUCAGAGAAGAGGGCUUGUUGCAGAGCUGCAACCAGAUGAACGCCUGUUACCUCUUUCAAACUGACAAGCAAUAUGAUCUUUCCUACGACACUGGGGACAAAGCCUUACAGUGUGGCCGUCAUGUGGAUAUCUUUAAACUCUGGCUGAUGUGGAGAGCUAAGGGCACAAUGGGAUUUGAAGCCCAAAUUGACAAGUGUCUGGAUCUUGCUGAAUACCUGUACAAUAAAAUAAAAGACAGAGAAGGAUUUGAAAUGGUGUUUGACGGAAAGCCACAGCACACUAACGUCUGUUUCUGGUACGUACCUCCCAGUGUACGUUACAUACAAGACAAAGAAGAAAGGAGGAAUUUGCUCAUGAAGGUGGCCCCACAGAUUAAAACCAGAAUGAUGGCAUUUGGGACCACAAUGGUAAGUUAUCAACCACAAGGCGACAAAGUUAAUUUCUUCCGCAUGGUCAUCUCAAACCCAGCAGCAACACAGGAAGAUAUAGAUUUCCUGAUUGAGGAAAUCGAACGGCUCGGACACGACCUGUAACUGCAAGGGCAAGGCAUCCACGAUAAUACAACGGAGUUGUUGCUAAUGUGUGAAUGUAUUUAAUUGUUUAUCUCCCCCCCCCCCCCCCAAAGUGACUCUGGUUUUGACCAGUGGCCAAACAGAGGUUGGAGCUGAAGGCUUCCUAUGUGGAAUUAAGGGUGUUGCAAAUUAUUUAACGCCAUUCUCAAUAGUCUGAAAUAGCAAGAGCUUUGAAUCAUAAGUGACAGGCAGCGUCCCAGAAACAUUGAUCUAAGGCAUUAAGUAAUUCCGAUAUUGAAGUCAAAGUGAUGCAUUAAUAGUAAGUAAAGCACUUUAAAAUUCACUUGGAUAUUUUAUCUUAUUGAUGUAAUAUCCAUCUCAGCAUGCAUAAUGCACCAAUAACAGGCACCAUUUCAAGUCAUUACUGUUUUUAAAGGCUGACAAACUUUUUUUUCUGCAUUUUUCCUGGAGUUUAGCAGAGCUGCAAAAGAUUUCAGAUCCAAAGCCCAUGAGCCUUAUUUGUGAUUUUGUUCUCUUUGUCUAAAUGCAAUAAAAAUAAUUUUAAGGAGAGUCUUCCUCUCAAUCCAACCUAGUUUGCUCUAUUUGAUGUAUAUAUUUAUAUAUAUUUAUAUAUAUAUUUAUAUAUAUUUAUGGUC
This is a messenger RNA of Callorhinchus milii (elephant shark), 2405 nucleotides long. RefSeq names its product glutamate decarboxylase 2 (gene gad2). The transcript is spliced from 16 exons. Gene Ontology annotation, molecular function: glutamate decarboxylase activity; pyridoxal phosphate binding. The coding region runs from base 16 to 1770 and encodes 584 amino acids. Gene Ontology annotation, biological process: GABA shunt. Lineage: Eukaryota; Metazoa; Chordata; Chondrichthyes; Chimaeriformes; Callorhinchidae. The record is from RefSeq and is a predicted model, not a curated record. Gene Ontology annotation, cellular component: cytoplasm.